Molecule: messenger RNA, 1352 nt
Organism: Paramecium sonneborni
Lineage: Eukaryota; Ciliophora; Oligohymenophorea; Peniculida; Parameciidae
Source: the annotation of a GenBank genome assembly
AUGUAAAACAAUUCAAAGAAGUAGAAAAGUAGACUGAGAAAAGGUCAAAAAUAAAGAAAUUUAGGAGCCAAAACGAAUUGUGAUAGUGCUAAUUUCAAAUCCAAUUAGGCGGCAUGUGAAUAUGAGUAUUUAGUAUUUUCUUAACAUAGAUAAACCACCACUAAGAAAGUUAAGAAUGAGAAAGCAAUAUCUCCCAUUAUGCUUGACGAAAUUCCAUUCACAUAAUAAAAAAUUCAAUAAUUAAAUACAUAAGUAUAGGAGAAUUUGAUUUGUGAGGAGUUUGCAAGAGAAUUUUCUUCAUUUACAUUUAAUAAUUCUUAAGAAAAUAACUAAGAAGAAGAGUAAGAAACUUUGAAUGAGUUUAUGAGAGAAUAAGUAAAAUUUGAAGAAAUUUAUAGUUAUUAAAAAAAUUAUUUAAACAACUAGAAAGAAAUUUAAAGUCAUAUGGUAGCUAUAUUAUUUGAUUGGUUGGUUGAAGUAGCUCAUUCAUUUCAUUUUAAAAGGGAAACAUUUUAUCUAUCUAGAAAUUACGUUGAAAGAUUUCUUCUUAAAUAACCAAAUAUUUUAAUUUCUAAAUUUUAACUUCUUGGAGUAACAGCUAUUUUUAUUGCUCAUAAAUGUGAAGAAAUUUAUCCAAAAACAUUAAAAGAUUUUCAUCGACUUAUUUAAGAUUAAUAUACAAUUCAAGAGAUAGAGGAGAUGGAAGUUUAAAUGUUAAAAUCUUUAGAAUUUAGAAUGAAUCCAAACACUCCUAUAUUUUGGUUGAAUUAUUAUACUAAAUUAUGGGAUGAAUUUGUUGCUGAUAAAGAACUUAAUGUCACAUUAAAGGAAAGAACUAAUGAAUCAUAUUAUAGAUAUAGAGAAUUAGUCUAAUUGUUUGAUAUAUGCCUUAUUGAUUAUAGAUUUAAGAAAAAUGAAAAAAUUACAGCUUUGAGUUUGAUUUAUUUAGUAAUCGCAAAAUAAUUGCAAAUAUUUCAAGAUUAUAAAACUAUGGCCGAUUCUCAAAUAGAAAUUAUAAACUUUUUUGAUUCAAACCAUGAGUAUAAUUAAAUAUUCAGAUAAUUUAUUGAAAUAUCAGAUAUAUAUUUACAUUUUGAUAGAAGAAUAGAAGUAAUUUAAUCUAUAACAACUUAGUAUGAAGAUUUAAAAGAUGUUGUUUGUGAGACUAUUAAAUAUUUUAUUCUUCGCUUUGAUAAUACUUUGCCAAGAGUAUUAUUAAAUAAUUAGGAUUUUAUAGAUGAAGUAUAUUAUAAUAUAAAAUUUAGUUGUAACAUGAAGAAUUGUUGUCAUUCCAAACCUAUAACAGAAAUACAAUAGAAACUAUAAAUUUCCUUUUAAAAUAAAAAUCAUGA